AUGGCCGUCACAAAGCAGCAGGUCCAGUCCAUCAUCGACGAGAACAAGGUCGUCGUCUUCUCAAAGUCCUACUGCCCCUACUGCCGCCAGACAAAGUCCACCCUCGACGAGCUCAACGCCGACUACAAGGUUGUCGAGCUGGACCUCCUCCCCGACGGAGGCGAGAUCCAGGACGUCCUCGAGCAGAUCUCGGGCCAGCGCACCGUCCCCAACAGCUACAUCGCCCAGAAGCACGUCGGCGGCAACUCCGACAUCCAGGGCCUCCUCAAGGGCAACAAGCUCGAGAACCUGCUCAAGGAGGCCAACGCUCUCAAGGCGUAA
Molecule: messenger RNA, 321 nt
Organism: Colletotrichum aenigma
Lineage: Eukaryota; Fungi; Ascomycota; Sordariomycetes; Glomerellales; Glomerellaceae
Gene: GLRX
Product: Glutaredoxin
Exons: 2
Coding region: 1-321 (106 amino acids)
Biological process (GO): cellular response to oxidative stress
Cellular component (GO): cytoplasm
Molecular function (GO): glutathione disulfide oxidoreductase activity
Source: RefSeq, a predicted model, not a curated record